CAUCCCGCUUGAUUCUCAACCUUUCUAUCCCUCCCCACCCUAAUCGUUUUCUACUAUGUUACGCAGAGUUUCACGAAUCUUCAAGGGGGACGAAAAGAUGAAAAACUCGAAGGACUCUAACGCGGACAGCAAAGCGUCAGCUUCAGCUCUAAAAGCGAAAGCUGUUCAAGCUCCCAAAGAACUGAAGCAGGGAGAGUUCGUUGGUGCUUUGGAUUGCGGAACUACAUCCAUUCGAUUCAUGAUAUUCGACAAACAUGCCAAGGUCGUCGCUCAGCACCAGCUAGAGUUCCCCCAAUACUACCCCCAGCCAGGAUGGCAUGAACACGAUGCGAAAGAGAUUCAAGAACACGUGGAGAAAUGUAUUGAGGAAGCUGUAAAAGCCUUGGAGGCAUCAGGCUACAAGAGUGACAGCAUCAAAGUUAUUGGCAUAACCAACCAACGCGAGACUACGGUUGCUUGGAGUCGGAAGACUGGUCAACCACUGUGCAAAGCUAUCGUAUGGACUGAUUCGAGAACCAAAAACACUGUCGUCCACUUUCAAAAGAAGCUUCAGGAAACGGGAAUUGAGGUUGCAGAGGGGCAGUUCAAGAAGGGCGAAGAAGGUGUCGAUGCACUGCGUGAAAUCACUGGACUUCCGUUAUCGACGUAUUUCUCAGCCGUCAAGUUCCGUUGGAUGUUGGACCAUCAUCCCGAUGUCGCAGCUGCUCAUGAGGCAGACGACCUGCUUUUUGGUACUGUUGAAUCAUGGGUCCUCUAUAACCUUGCAGGUGGUGCUGAGAAAAAUCUACACGUUUGCGAAGUUACCAACGCGUCUAGAACUCUCUUACUAAACGUCAAGACCUUGCAAUGGGAACCAAGUCUACUCAGAUUCUUCGGAUUCCGAGAAUCUAUAUUACCCAAGAUCGUUUCGUCUUCUGAAGUUUAUGGGAACGUUGCCAGUGGGGCUUUAAAGGGAGUACCUGUUGGCGGUCUUGUUGGCGAUCAACAAGGAGCCCUUGUGGGCAACAAGUGCUUGAAGGAGGGUGAAGCCAAGUGUACUUAUGGCACUGGUGCUUUCUUACUCUUCAAUACGGGAGGUGAAGUUGUGAAGAGCAAUCACGGUUUGGUCAGCACUGUCGCAUAUCAAGCAGGCCCAGAUGCACAGCCUGUUUAUGCACUGGAAGGCAGUAUAUCUGUCGCCGGGAGUGCCGUCAAAUGGCUUCGUGAUACGAUGGGUCUUAUCGACUCCGCUGAUAAGGUCAACGCUCUUGCGGCCAAGGAAGAAGACACAGGAGGUCUUUAUUUCGUUACCGCCUUCUCUGGACUUCUUGCCCCGUAUUGGGAUCCUGGUGCCGCGGGGUUGUUGAUCGGAAUUUCUCAAUACACCAACCCCUCCCAUAUCUGCCGCGCAACCCUUGAAGCGAACGCCUUUCAAACGCGUGCUAUCAUCGAAAGCAUGAAACUCGACUCUGGAAACGAGCUUAAGCAUCUUAAAGUCGACGGUGGAAUGACCAACGGCGACUUGGCGAUGACCGUGUUGGCUGAUGUCGGGGGGUUUGUUGUCAUUCGACCUGAAAUGAGAGAGUCAACUGCACUCGGAGCUGCCCUUCUUGCUGGGUGUGCAAUUAAGCUUUUCGGAUGGGAUUUGACGAAACCGGAGACGUUGGCUGAGGUGAAUACGCUUAAUAAUACGGAGUUUAAGCCUGCUUUGGCGGAGGAGAAGAGACAAGAGAAAUGGGAAGGUUGGCAAAAGGCUGUUGAGAGGGCGAAAGCGUGGGAGGAGGGUGUUGAUGAGUGA
Molecule: messenger RNA, 1777 nt
Organism: Marasmius oreades (fairy-ring Marasmius)
Lineage: Eukaryota; Fungi; Basidiomycota; Agaricomycetes; Agaricales; Marasmiaceae
Exons: 10
Coding region: 56-1777 (573 amino acids)
Biological process (GO): triglyceride metabolic process; glycerol-3-phosphate biosynthetic process; glycerol metabolic process
Cellular component (GO): mitochondrion
Molecular function (GO): glycerol kinase activity
Source: RefSeq, a predicted model, not a curated record